UUACUCAACAUGCCCAGAACCACAUACUGAAAAAACUUCUUAAAACUAUGGUUCUUCCAUAAGAGCCCGUGUUAAAUUCAUCAUUCCCUUUGAAGUCCCUCCUGUGCGCGGGGAGAGUUACGCCGAGCAUUGUUUUAAGCGGUCUUAUGGCGUAGUGCAGGACGACGGCGCUGCUCUCGUAUUUCAGUGGCAACCAGUGGAUCGUACUGUAAUUUGUGACAAAACAGAAAUUUGUCCGUAUGGCAAAUGAUGGGCAAAUGUUGGCUGAUGUAGUUAAAAACGUGCACAGGCGAUUGCGUCAAGAAUUGUAUAAAUCUGGUGAUAUGGAAUCUGUCUGGAUGAAUCAUUGUAGAAAUGUGUCAUGUUUAAAGAAAUAUGCAAGCAGCAUGCAUAAACUUGCAACUGAACAUUGGGAGCAACUUCGAGUUUAUAAUCCAACCACAUCAAGAAUCAACUGGACUUGGUCAUUUCUCAAAUAUUACUUCUUUGCUGGUGGUUUGCAACUGCACAGACAGAAAUCCAACACAGAUACCGAGUGGUCAAAAUUUAUAUUGCAAAAUUCAAAGGUAACAGUAUUAGAUGUGGGAAGCUGUUAUAACCCAUUUGGAGAAUAUGAAGAACUUAAUGUUCUUCCAAUAGAUCUGUACCCAGCCCUAGAAUCAGUUUACCAGUGUGACUUUCUUAACGUUCCUCUUGGAAAAACAACAGUGAUAGAUGGUCAAAAUGUAUUAAGUUUGGCAACCAACCAAUUUCAUUGCAUAGUUUUUUCAUUUUUGCUGGAAUAUUUUCCUUCUCCAAGUCAACGAUGGACUUGCUGUGAAAAAGCCAACUUGCUGUUGUUGAGAGAAGGAAUACUCAUAAUCAUCACUCCUGAUUCUAAAGCAGCUCACUCAAACUCGAAAGUGAUGAGAAGUUGGCGAGAAGCUCUUAGUGUCAUAGGGUUUAAGCGCAUCAAGUAUGAAAAGCUGCAACAUGCUCAUUGUAUGGCCUUCCGUAAAAAUUCGGUUGAGACAGAACUAAAAGCCGACGAUCGCGAACUUUUAGCAUCAAAAAUGUAUAUCCCGCAGGAUUUUUACAACCCCAGUGAUUCAGAGAACGAGGAAAAGGAUGAAAUCAAGUUUACAGAAGCAGAAAUUGCCGAAGGAUUCAGUAAUUUGCCAAUGUUUGAUGAAUGAAUAAAAAAGUUUUGAAACAACCAAUUACUGUUUUAUUCAACGAAACGUAGCGAUACGUGCGCACACACAAAAAAGGAGAUAGAUUCGAGAAAGGGUGAAAUCCUGAACGAUGCUGCUUCUGUUUUUGUUUUUUUUUGGUGUAGCACACGCGAAAAAGGUUGCGGUGCAUAGAAAACCAGAUCACGAUUCAGUGAAUCAUAGGCCUCUAGGCUAACAGAGUAGGCAUUGGAAAGAAAAAAACACGUCUUGUGCGGUUCACAUAGGAUACCAUAAAAUGCUAGAAAACAAGCAAAUCCAGCCUUCAAUAGGAUUCAUAUUCCAUAAAAGAUCAACAUGGAUCGAACAAAACAGCCUUACAAUGCAAGUGAUGUGAGUGAGUAGUUACCGAAGGUCUGAGAGUAUUGGGAAACAGGCAGAUGACAACGGUAAAAGAAAAAGUAUAUAUAGAAAA
Messenger RNA from Daphnia carinata, 1626 nucleotides. It is a transcript of the gene Samtor, whose product is annotated as S-adenosylmethionine sensor upstream of mTORC1-like. Gene Ontology annotation, molecular function: S-adenosylmethionine-dependent methyltransferase activity. The record is from RefSeq and is a predicted model, not a curated record. Gene Ontology annotation, biological process: negative regulation of TORC1 signaling. Bases 240 to 1175 code for a protein of 311 amino acids. Lineage: Eukaryota; Metazoa; Arthropoda; Branchiopoda; Diplostraca; Daphniidae. The transcript is spliced from 4 exons.